AAAAAAAAAAAAAAAACUAAAAAUGAGGCGUCGAAGAAAUCAUAAUCAAGGGGACAACAACGUCCUGUCAUGUUUAAAGAGGAACAGAAGGCCCUGCCAUUUGGAUAAAAACAAAUUCCAGAGUCAGAGAAAAAAAGAAAAAAAAAAACAGUGAAAAGCAGAGAGAAAAAGAGAGCUUUGAAACUCUCUUCUUCUCUCUUUGUUAUCAUCAAAUCAGGAUACCCACUACUCUGCAAGAUCAUACCUUCUUUGGGGUUGUCUUUUGGUACUCAGCACUGUUGGUAUUUGUCCUUGGCAGAUGGACCCUAUCAGUUGACAUUAUGUUGUAAUUAUCAAGGUUCAAUUUCUGCUACUAGAAAAUAAUGCUGGCUAUUUAAUCACUUGUGUUCUUCCGAUCAAUAUGUGGAGUUUUGCAUCCAAUUGCAUUGCUGGAACUCAUGGACAGAAAAAUGAUUCUUUAAAGCAAACUCAUGCUGCAUCAGAAUGUUCAGAUGAUGAAAAUUCUUCCAUAGUAAGCAGGGAUGAAGGUUUAGAGUGCCCAUUAUGCUGUGAAUCCUUCAACAUAGUAGAAAAUGUGCCCUAUGUUUUAUGGUGUGGCCAUACCCUUUGUAAAAACUGCAUUCUAGGACUUCAAUGGGCUGUUGUGAAAUUUCCGACUCUAUCAAUUGAACUUCCUCUUUUUAUCUCCUGCCCGUGGUGCAAUCUCUUGUCUUUUCGUCUGGUUUGUCAGGGAAAUCUCAAGUUCCCCCGGAAAAAUUAUUUUCUCCUAUGGAUGGUUGAGAGCAUGAAUGGUGAUAGGCUGAAGUCCCAUUCUUCUUUCUGUGAAGAUCAUCAGCCAGACUGGUCAUCAAACAACAAUUUAGCCUUGCAAAACCAAGUGACUUGGAGUAACCACAGAAGGGGACAGUAUCCUCAUCAUUCUGAGUCGUCAGGAUCAAGCCACAAUGAUACUCAUCUUGCCAGUUACUUCGAUUUGGGAAGAAUAUAUUCUUCCUUCCAGAAAUCUCUGGUGUUAUUUGUACAUCUGACAGCCAAGUUCCCACUUGUCAUCAUAUUUCUCUUAAUCAUCCUAUAUGCAAUUCCUGCCAGUGCAGUCAUCUUGGUCCUGUACAUACUUAUUACUGUUCUGUUUGCUCUCCCUUCAUUUCUCAUUUUGUACUUUGCAUAUCCUAGUUUAGACUGGCUUGUGAAAGAGAUCAUCACUUGAGAUGGUAUCAGUUUGAUUUUCAGCAAGCAUAGUGGAAUUAAGUUUGCACCUACCUGAAGACCGUUAAAUCUCCAAUUCGACAACUUUCCAGUGUCCAAAUUUAUGGCAGUUCUUCCUCAAAGCUUCUAGUAUCUUCUUCCCUGAUAGGAUUUUCCUAUUUAAAAACAUUUCAGCUUGUGGUGUGAUUGUUUUGAUUCUUAUUUCUGGGAUUUGGUCAUCUGAUGGCAACCAAAAUUCCCAGAUGAAGUAGGAAGUGCUCUUUAUAUAACAGAGCUCUUGGUUGGUAUACAGUUCAAAUAGUUAUAUACUUGUACUUUGACAGUUCAGACCGUUGUUAUUAGAUCUACGUUAUAGAUAUAUAAUUUUUCUGUGCAUGCUUGUUCUUCUCCUUUUUGGUUUGGAUGAAAGCAAUCAGUUAUGGAUUAACAUGU
Molecule: messenger RNA, 1638 nt
Organism: Durio zibethinus
Lineage: Eukaryota; Viridiplantae; Streptophyta; Magnoliopsida; Malvales; Malvaceae
Source: RefSeq, a predicted model, not a curated record